UCAGGUAAGCGCAGUUAGUUUAAGGGGUGUUGGGAGGACGCGACGAAAACAUAUAGGCUUCAAAUAAGCCUAAGAAUUAAAUUACGGUAGAGUGCGAAUGUUUCAGGAUAGAGAGUGUGCGAGCGAGAGAGAGGGAUCACCAAGUGCACGCGCGAUUUCUGGAAGGCGCGCGACUGCUGUGGCUGUGUACGUGCGCAGAGGAAGUGAAGCGUAACGGUACCUGUUACCUGUUAUUUUUUGACUUGCACGUGCUUUCAGGGAUACCCAUAUAUUCCUAACCUAUAGCGAAUAACACGCUCAGGUUUGGCCUGGUGAUGUGAAGGGGAAGGCAAGGACACGAUCAUUUCUGGUGAAGAGAGUCGCAUGUUAUCCACCGCGCGGAUGGCAGAUUAUUUUCGGAGAAACGUCGCCUGCUUUCUUUCAGAUGGGGUGAGACGCAUCCCGGCAGGAAGGUCCCGAGGCUGGACCGGAGGACAGUCUGGACCCAGGGCAUUGCAACAGCAACAACAAUAAUAAUAUAUGCAAGUCAAAAAGAGAAAAACGACUGAGGAUGCAGGGGGUGACGGUGACCGGAGAGGCGCCCACACUGAACGGGGGUGGACGGGAAGAGCAACGUCCUCUCAAGCAGUCCUUAAGCGGUUCUCUGUGCCGGGAGUCUCAUUGGAAGUGCCUGUUACUGACCCUGCUCAUGUACGGAUGCUUUGGCACACUAGGCUGGUGCUCCCUCUACCGCAUCACCGUCAUGGCUUCUGAUGACCAAGGCCCUGCCUACUACUAUGGCGACCGAGCCCGGCUCUACCACGAUAGUCCCUGCUCCAACGGAUAUGUCUACAUCCCUGUGGCUUUCCUUGCCAUGCUUUAUGUCGUCUACCUGGUAGAGUGCUGGCAUUGCUACUCCAAAACAGCCAACCUGGCUAAAGUGGAGAUCAGUCAGGUGUAUGACAGGAUCCAGCGCCUGCAGCAGGCCACACCAUGCAUCUGGUGGAAGGCCAUCAGUUAUCAUUAUGUACGGCGGACCAGGCAAGUGACACGCUACCGCAAUGGAGAUGCCUACACCACCACACAGGUAUACCAUGAACGGGUCAACACACACACCGCCAGUUCUGAGUUUGACUACUCGCGGCAUGGUGUCAAGGAUGUGUCCAAAGAGCUGCAGGGCUUACUAGACCACCCAGUAACACGGAUGCGCUUCACUAAGUGCUUCAGUUUUGCUAGUGCUCGUGCAGAGACCGCCUACCUUACACAGCGAGCACGCUUCUUUGGUGAUAAUGAAGGUCUGGAUGACUACAUGGAAGCACGGGAGGGUAUGCACCUGAAAAAUGUAGACUUUAGGGAGCACAUGCUGGCAUUCCCAGAUCCUGCUCGACCACCUUGGUACACACGACGUUGUGUAUACUGGCUUGCAUCUGCUCUGCUGCUCUCCUGGCCACUCCGCGUAGUGGUUGAGUACCGCACAGCCUAUGUCCACUAUCACGUUGAGAAGCUGUUUGGUGAGAAUGAAGAUGCCAAUGAAAAUGAAAAUAGAGACAACUAUCAGACAGGCUUCGAGCGUGGCUCUGGAGGACCCACUUUGCACGUCAUAUCACGAGUAAACACAGUGGACAUAACUGAACUGGAAUGGCACAUUCGCUGCAACCAGCAAAUAGUGCCCAGCUACUCAGAGGCCUUGUUAAUGGACCUGGACAUCAACCCAAACACACCGUUGUCUGUUGCAAUGGCAGCCCAAAUGAGACGCAACUCCAGCUACUUCCUCCAGAGUUGCCCUCGGUGUCGGAGGACGACAAGCAGCUCAUCUCUGCCUUCAUGGGUUAGAGGGAACAUGGUUGUAGGGGCAAACUCAUUUCCCAUCAGAGCAGGAGGAAGGUUGACACUGAGUCGCAGCGGCUUCUCCCUGGGACGCUUGCACACCACCCGAAACCGUCAUACCUGCCUGUUUCACUCAAGGAGUCUCGGAGGAGGUUUGGCAGGACGAGGGGAAGAGGGAGGUGGCUUUCUGGGCCUGGGGUUCCGUGGGUCAGAUGAGGAGAGAAGGGGCGUUCUAGAGGGGGAGGAUGAGGAGAACAGUGAGGUUGAGGAACGACGGCAGAGGCAGGGAGAUGACAUAGAAAAUGGCGAGGCCAGAGGAGAGGAGAGAGACAGGCCACCAGCCUAUCAAGAUGCUCUGUACUUUCCUGUGUUGAUCAUUCAUGGAGAAGAGAGCUGUCAUGGGGGGCGGGAUAUUGAUACAGGAUAAUGGCUGGGUUUAGUUGGGAAUGUAGAUUAGAAAGUUUGCACUGGUGUGUAUAGACUGCAUGUAGAAGGACCUCAGGUAAGUGAAUCAAACAGAUGAAACAGGGUCAGAGAUGGGGGAUCAUGGAAGAAAAUAGAGCUUGUACCUAGGGAACAGACAGUAUAUAGGCUAAAUAUAAGAUGAAAACUGAUUGGAGAAAACAUGUACUGUCAGCUUUAAAAAUGAGAGUAGAAAUGAAUAAUGACUCAGAUGUCAGCGAGUGUAUGUAGGGUUUAAAUAAAAAUGAGAUAUAUGUAGGUCAAUCUGUCUCAUGUCAAGUUGACAUGAACUGACCGUUUUAGGAAAAAAAAAAAAAAUUCUAAUAAGCAUGAAUAAUUACAUAUCAGUAUCGUUAUUUUAUACCUUGCAACAGCAUCAUGAAAACUGAAAUAAAAGCUGAAUUUGUCCAUGUAAUCUUUUACUCUAGGAGUAUUGUAGUUUACAUGGAAACUUGGACCACUGUACCUGAUCACUUAGUGAAGACAUUCCACACCUAGCAAGUUAAAAAUUUAUGUAGUUCAUGCAGACAUUUGCAUAAUGCCAUUGUAAAACCAGAAGUGUAACAGUAGUUAUACUGUAUAAAAGAAGUUCAGUUCUUUAAAGAAAUCAGAGCAGAUUGAAACAAAGUCAAAAGAUCUCAGGGGAAAAGAAUACUUUUUUAAUGGGGAAUGAAAGAGGGCUGGAAAAGAUUUGUUAAGUGAGCAUGUAGACUGAUGGUAGUCCUUUGCUGUUUGUAUUUGUGCUCCAACCAACUGUAUUGUCUCAGACUUGUUUUAAUUGCUUACAUUGCUUUACAAAGCUUGGUGCUCAUGACACUGUUGUUGUCCUUAAAGGUGUUUCUAUUCAGCUACUGCUAGAAAAAGUAAAACUGAACAUAGCUAUAAUACAGCAUUAUUUUUCAACUUGCAUAGUCACAUAGACAUAUAUGAUUUGCAUAGUCUGGACUUGGGAGGAAAUGUGUAAAAUGAUAACAAUGUUAAAGGAGAAGUAUGUAAAAUGUAACAUUAGUAUAAAAACAAUCUCAUAUGUCACUCUUCACAUCACCUGCCCCUGUACUGCUUCUUUGUUACAUUUAUAGAACGCUGUCCUUUAGUAUGUUGAUGAUUCAUUGAAAAAAAAUAUAGAUUACUUCAAUGUCUAAUGACUGUCACUAAUGAAAGCACACAAUUGCGUAUAAAACACAAGUCAUGAUCCAGAGCUACACUGUCCAAGAUUAACAGUUCAUUAGACACAAAUCAGCUUGAGUCCAAGUUUACUGACACAGAUGAGCAUCUGCACAUAGUGUAGCCUCACUAGCAAGCACAAGUAAUACGAUUUACAAACAGUACAGGGAAGGGUGUGAACUAAGACUGACUGUUGAGAAACUCAUCACAGAGUGAAUGAAUGUACAGCAGAGGCCCGCAUAUUUGAGAGGAAUUUAUUCUGCAGCAAAAUCUGGGCUGUCAACAAGAAGCCUCAAAUGCAUCACUAUUUUGUCAGCAGGAUUGCUAUUAUCCUAUGUUCACACUAGCAAGCAAUAAGUCACUCUUGUCGCUUGUAGUUUGUCUCUUGUGGAUAUGUAGCAACUGCUACUGUUUCCACCUGUAAUAUCCAACAUUUUUUAUUUUUUUUAUUUUUAGCUCUGAUGAGAAAGGUAGUAAAUAUUAGUAGCUUCUAAAGCUUACAAGUGGAAAAACAAAUGAAAUAAUGCACAAAUCAGUGUGAACAUUGGCUGUUUGUGCCAACAACCAAUUUUCUGCAACUUCCUUCCAAAUGUUAUUCUUCUUCUUAAUAAUAUCUCUAUACACAUCGACAUGAUAGGAUAAGAUGAAGCUGUGGUUAUAGGUGGCCAUGGGUUUCUUCCACUGUUGCUUGUCAGACAUUAAAUAUAAACUAAUUAUAUGUAGGAAGUAAAAUUCUGAGUGGGGAACUGAAGAAAUGUUGGAUCAUAUGUGCUAUCGGAUUGGUUCACUGGAUAAUUCAAACCAGGCAUUCGGAUUCAUCAUUUUACUGAGUCAUAUCUAAUUUGCAUAGAAUAUAAGUGUAAAAAUCUCAAUUCACAUGUUGAAUGGUCAUCUGUUGCUUUAUUGCUUGCUAGUGUGAAUGUUAGGAUUAGGCUAGUUAUUACUAAAACUUCCACUAGCACUGAACCUUAUUUCUGUGAUGAUGAUGAUGUUGAUGGUGAUGAUGAUAACAAUGGUUAUUCUGGGGGUCAUAUAAAUAAAGUCAAACACAUAGAAAUGUGUUUAAUGAGUAGUUAUUUUGUUAACCACUGCAACACUAUGAGUUACGGUUGUUGUUAUUAUGCUGUUUGCUAGGGGGUGGAAAAAGUACAGAGAAAUUAUACUUUAGUGAAAGUAAAAAUAGUGUGUCAAAAUCUUACUUGAAACAGUGUCCAGCGAAAAAAUUUAGUUAUUCAAAGUCAAAAGGUACUUUGAAAUACUUUUUUUUGAUACUUUUAAAUGUACUCAAGUAUUAAAAAAAAAAAAGAAAAGAAAAAGUAAACUGAUCAAAUUAAGUAAUGUCAUAUUUUCAUGUGAAAAUCAUCAUUUGGUCUCAUAAUUUAUGUUCUUCAUGGUAAAUGCACAGAAUUCAUAGGUGAGCCUUAUGGAGACCCAACAUUUACACCCAAUGAUGGGAGAUUAUUUGAUUAUCAACACUUGUUACAGCAUGUUUUUAAUUAGAAAGCAAAAAGGUAAAGGUAAAGAUAAACAACUAAAAAACACCUUUAUGCUGACUUUACAUUGUUGUGAAGAAACCUAGUUCCUAUGAAUAUGCAAAUUGGAAACUCUCCCAAACCUAAAUGCACCAAUAAUUUCCCCGGGUGUUUGCAUACUGAAACUUGACAGGCUCUCAUAUUUUAUGAUGCAAUAAUGCUUUUCUGUUACAUGUUCAACAAUAACUCAUAUUUUCCAAUAAAAUGUUCAGCUCCAAUUUUAAUAAUAAUAAAAUUUUUUUUGGAAAUUCUUGAAAUUAAUAUUUUAACUAGUCAAAUGAAUUACUCAAAGAUGAUUGAGAAAAAAUGUUUAUGAAGAUUUAAUUUAACUGAUGCUAAUUUAUGUGGACUGCUUUUUAGGUAAGAAUGGAAUUACAUUAGUUAAAGGUAGGGAUGCACCGAAAUGAAAAUUCUCGGCCGAAGCUGAAACCGAAUAUAAUGAAAAACUUGUCCGAAUGCCGAAUACCGAGCACGUUUUUUCGCGUUUUUUUCCAUUUAUUUUGCCAUUUUUUUCACCAUUGCAUAAAUGAAAUAGUCAAAAUGUGCUUUUUGCUAUUUUGUCUAGCUUUUCAAAGAAGAAAAUCAAUUACAAAAACUACAAUUUCAAAAUAUUUAUUUAACACUGAACAUUUUUUUUCAUUCCAGCAGGCAUAGGCUAUCAACAAGGCACAAUAUAACUUUAAAUAAAUAAAUGAGUAAAAUAAAAAUAUUUUGAUGUGGUCAUCUUUGAGCCCCCCUUGAAUAGCCGAUGUUAGGCCUAUAACUGACUGCUGAAAGAAUGUAACACUCUGCAGCCUACAACAAAAAUGUGCAUUAAAAGGUGCAUCGAGUGCAAAAAAUGGUUAUAAUCGGUUCUAUACGGCUGAUUAUAUUCGGGAUAUAUACCGCUCGCGUCCCUGUACACCUCGCGGAGUAUUAUAGUAGAUAUGUUGUUAAUGUUAUGUACCGUGAUAGAUUUAGUUAUUUUAAACUAUAGAUUAGUUAAUUUAGUCCCCGCUGGUUUUUCCGCUCCCAGUCCAUAGUACUAGUUCAUGUUUCUUGUUUUGUGUUUUGACCCUGUUUUCUGUGACCACGACUUUGAUUCCUGGUUUUCCUCCGUUUAUGCCUGUCUUGACUACGUUUUUUGGAUUACGAUUUGGAUUUGUCUGCCUGCCCUUAAAUAAAUACGUCUUUACCUGCUUUCGUACUCUACUCCCUUACGUCUCGCAACGUGACAGAAUACUCCGGAACAGAAACAAAACAAACGCACGUUUACUGUCCACAGUAAACGGCCGAAGAGCACGAAGCUCGUGCAUGUAGCUCCUACAUGCGCGCGCCCCCUCAUCGAGGUCGUGACUUUCGCGCGUCUCACUCUGGUUGCUAGGCUAUUUUGUCGCAUCAUCAAACACGUCAUUGUUCGGUAAAAUUUUUUUCGGAUUUUUCACUUAUUUGCCCAAACACCGAAAAUGCUUUUUUUGCUAUUUUUGACCAAAUAAUUUCGGUUGCCGAACAUUCGGUGCAUCCCUAGUUAAGGGGGUGUUUAUUUUUAUUUAACAGCUAAACAAAUAUUAAUCAAUACUAGUGUUAAUGAUUAACAUUACUAUGCAUUAAUAAGGACGUUCAUGAAUUGUUAAUUGAUAAUUGUAAUAUGAUAAAUAAUGUCAGAUAACCCUGUAAAGUCCCACUGAGUUAUUUAUUCUAAAGCAUAAUAUUCAUAUUAAACAUAUUAUUCAGCAUGUAUUCAGCAAUUGUUCAGUAAUCAGAGUUAAACUAAUAGGAAAUUUAUGCAGUUGAGAAUCUGAGAAAUGUAAAUCUGUACCUGACAGCCAGGCCUGUUCACCCAAAAAAAUGUGAACAGUCACUUUAUACUUUUGUUAAGCUCCUUACUUAUUUCAUUGCAUUUUACUACUGGAGUGUUUCUGAGUGAUUAGUUUAGUCGGUGAUCAAGCUGUUUUGUAGGUUAGGAUCAAAACUUAUGGAGGACAUCCUGCUGAGUUUUUUUUUUUUUUCUUUAAAUGUUGAUCUGCUUAAGUGUUGUUUUUUUUUAUGUCAUUCUGUUUAUAUGCGGUAAUUUAUUUUAAACAGAUUAGUUUCAACUUCUUUAUUUACCUGGAAAAGACACAGUUGCUGUAUUGUGAUGGUUUUGAGAAUUAAUAGAAGUGAUAUAUUAUGGAUGAAUUGAUAUUUACUGAAAGAUUCUUGUUUAUUUGUAUUAACAUGCAUGGAUAGGCAGAAAAAAAAAUUCUACUGUAUACUGUAGGGCUUUCCCUUCCCACCUUUUUGUCUCAGUCUCUUCUAAUCUGUGCAUGAAGGGCAAUGCUGUUGUAGUCACUCCACUAAUGACAAUGAGAUAUGACAAAUGAGGGAGAGAGAGGAAAGAUAAGGGAAAAAAUGCUUGCACACCUGGGAGAAAUAGCGGCUCAGUUGCACUGGAAAUUACUUUUGGAUGUAUGGAGGACAGACAAGGACAAGAGACUGCAGUAAUAAAAUAACAGUACAUCAAGUCUGCUUCUCUGGUAAGUGGAGUUUGCUUACUUGGAAUGGGAAACUGAUAAACUGGGUGGGUUC
Molecule: messenger RNA, 7511 nt
Organism: Ictalurus punctatus (channel catfish)
Lineage: Eukaryota; Metazoa; Chordata; Actinopteri; Siluriformes; Ictaluridae
Gene: tmem151a
Product: transmembrane protein 151A
Exons: 2
Coding region: 551-2233 (560 amino acids)
Source: RefSeq, a predicted model, not a curated record